This is a messenger RNA of Westerdykella ornata, 2236 nucleotides long. Its product is annotated as aldolase. Bases 152 to 2197 code for a protein of 681 amino acids. Gene Ontology annotation, molecular function: 3-dehydroquinate dehydratase activity. The record is from RefSeq and is a predicted model, not a curated record. NCBI's taxonomy places the organism in Eukaryota, Fungi, Ascomycota, Dothideomycetes, Pleosporales, Sporormiaceae. The transcript has a single exon.
GCCACGGAGAUGGUAGGGACGGCCCGGAACAGCUGCCAGUUGAAUACCUCCCGUCGCAUCUUUGCCGAGAUCCAGCUCCGCAUCAACGGCUUCAAUACCUACGGUUAAGCUGUCGCCCUUUCUGAGUACAACCAUCACCCACCAGCCUUCUAUGGCCACUCGGGUACGGGCGCAAAGCGUCGCAGCGCCCAUGCUCAAGGAUGGAACGGUCGUGGACGUUCUCGAAGUCCCCAAUGGCAAGCGACCGUCCCUACUCGUCCUACACGGUGAAGGGGACGAGGAUGUCAUACAAGUCUUUGCAGACGUCCUAGGGCAAGAAUGGGUCUCGGCAAAGUCGGUGGAAGAGGUAAAGGCGGGGCCUGCGUCCACCAUCUAUGCCCUGCAAAACACUUCCAUCGGCCCCCAACUGGACAACUGGGACCGCUCGAGGCUGGUGAUCAAUACGCACUGCGUCGACGGACCUCAUCCGCGUGACGAAGCCGUUACCGAUCUCUGUGAUUACGAAUACCUGUAUACCAAGACGCCCUUCUUCCGGAGGGAUGUCGCUCGGUUCCUAUCCUUCAUCCUGGGCCAAAUUGGGCACCAUCGGGACCUGGCGAAGAAAGAGCGGACCACUCUGAUAUCUACCACCUUCCCGGAUGUGCACGCGGCGCUGCCAAACCUGGAUAUCCUGUCAGUGGGCGCUGACGCAAUCGAGAUCAGAGUCGACUUGCUUGAGGAACCGCAGCCGGAUGGAUGCCGCAGCAAGGUACCCAGCCUCAAGUACGUAGGUGAGCAGGUCAUGUUGCUCCGCCAGCGCACCGAGUUGCCAAUCAUCUACACAACAAGGUGUAUCAAGGAAAACGGGCGGUUCCCCAUGGAGGACCCCAUGCUCUUCUACAAGUAUCUGUACCGUGCGAUCCAGUGGGGCUGCGAAUACAUCGACGUCGAACUCUGGCUGCCCGAGGACAUACGGAGGCAACUGGCUCAGAAAAAAGGGAGCAGCAAGAUCAUAUCCGCAUUCCACGACUUCUCGGGCAACUUCAAAUGGACAGCGCCCGAGACCAGAGAGCUGUUUGAGCGCGGUGCUGUGUACGGAGACGUGGUCAAGAUGUAUGCAAUGAUCAAUUCCAUGCAGGAGAAUUAUGAGCUCGAGUACUUCCGGUCCACCAUCACAUCAAAGUAUCCCCACCCGCCCUUCUCUGGGCUCAAUAUGGGGCCCACCGGCCAACUUUCCCGGACCCUGAACAAGAUCUUUACUCCGAUCACGCACCCGCUACUCCCAAUGAUUGCAGCGCCCGGCCAGCUUAGCGCUGCAGAGAUCAAUUCGGCACUCCACAGCAUGGGUCAGAUGCCAAAGCUGGACAUCUACGGCAUCGGCAGCUUCCGUUCGACGUCUCAGGCCAUGUUUUAUGAGAAGUGCUUCAACGAGCUAGGCCUGCCGCACCAAUUCAUGUUUGCCGAGAGGGCACCCAAGGCGUCGAUUGAGAGAAUUCUGCGAAGGCCCAACUUUGGUGGAGCCUACAUCAACCCACCGCUGGCGGUGUCUGCGGCCGGAUACCUUCCCACGCUGUCGAAUGCCGCCCGCGCCAUAGGGCAAAUCGACACUGUCCUCGCACGCCCUGACUCUGGGACUCCGACGUUUAUCGGGGACAAUGCGACGUGGAAAGGCAUCCGGGCCACCCUGACGCGCGAUUUUGUCCCUUCGGCUUACCAGGGACGAGCUGCCCUGCUGUUGGCUAGCUCCGAGGCCGACGCAGCAGCGGCCAUGUUUGCUCUCAAGAGCCUGGGCAUCGGGCCAAUCUACACGAUUGGGUUUAGGACCCAGGGCCCGUUGGCUACCGAAGUUGAGCCGGUGCGGUCUGUCGAGGAUGUGAAGCGCUUGGAGCAGCCCUUUGUCAUCAUAUCGGCACUGCCCGCAGAGAAGUCACUCCUGGUGGUGCCGCUGCUGAAGCACUACAGGGUUGAUGGCCGCAACGGCAGCACUAUGAAUGGCAGGGGAGACGGGGCCAAGCGAUCGGUAGGCAAGGUGUUUGUAGAUAUGGCGAGUGGACCGCGCAAGGCGGAUCCGCUGGCCAUAGCAACAGCAGCAGGUUGGACAGCAUAUGGCAUUGCAGACGUUUCCGCCUGGACUACCGUGGAGACGAUCCGUCUGCUUGUUGGACAGAAUGUGAGCUACGAUUUUGUGCGUCUGGCCUCUGGAAGGGCCCUGUUCUAGUACAAAGUCUACAAUAUGAUGACACUGCGUAUAUUGAUU